AUUCAUCAUCAACAGCAUGGAAGCUAGAAACCAAACAUCUGUUUCAGAAUUCCUUCUCCUGGGACUAAUAGAGGAUCUAGAACUGCAGCCCAUCCUCUUCAGCCUGUUCCUGUCCAUGUACCUGGUCUCCAUCCUGGGGAACCUGCUCAUCCUCCUGGCUGUCGUCUCUGACUCCCACCUCCACACCCCCACGUACUUCUUCCUUUCUAGUCUCUCCUUUUCUGACAUUUGUUUGUGCCUCACCCAGAUCUGCUUUGUCCUGCUUUUUGCUGGCUUGGAAAACUGUCUUCUUGCAGCAAUGGCCUACGACCGCUGUGUGGCCAUUUGCCACCCCCUUAGAUACAUGGUCAUCAUGAACCCCUGCGUCUGCAGCCUGCUGAUUCUUCUCUCUCUGUUGACUAGCAUUGUGAACGCCCUUCUUCUCAGCCUGAUGGUGUUGAGGCUCUCCUUCUGCGCAGACCUGGAAAUCCCGCUCUUCUUCUGUGAACUGGCUCAUGUCAUCCAACUUGCCUGUUCUGACACCCUCAUCAAUAACAUCCUGAUAUAUUUUGCAGCUUGCAUAUUUGGUGGUGGUCCUCUGUCUGGAAUCAUUUUCUCUUACACUCAAAUCACCUCCUCUGUUUUGAGAAUGCCUUCAGCACGUGGAAAGUAUAAAGCCUUUUCCACCUGUGGGUCUCACCUCUCCAUGGUGCUCUUGUUCUAUGGGACAGGUUUGGGGGUGUAUCUUAGUUCUGCAGUUAUUGACUCACCUAGGAAGACUGCGGUGGCGUCAGUGAUGUAUUCUGUGGUUCCUCAAAUGGUGAACCCCUUUAUCUAUAGUCUGAGGAAUAAGGACAUGAAGGGAACCUUGAGGAAGUUCAUGGGGAGGAUGCCUUCUCUUCUGUAGUGUGCCAUUUGCUUUGGAUUCGGGUUUCUAGAGUAAGUCAAAGUGACAGGAUUCCUGGUGAGCUACAAUGCUCGACUCUUUCU
This is a messenger RNA of Callithrix jacchus (white-tufted-ear marmoset), 969 nucleotides long. Its product is annotated as olfactory receptor 7G2. The record is from RefSeq and is a predicted model, not a curated record. Gene Ontology annotation, cellular component: membrane. Lineage: Eukaryota; Metazoa; Chordata; Mammalia; Primates; Cebidae. Gene Ontology annotation, biological process: G protein-coupled receptor signaling pathway. Gene Ontology annotation, molecular function: G protein-coupled receptor activity; olfactory receptor activity.